AUGCGGGCGAGUGGCGCGGCGGCGUCGACGCCGGCAGGUUCGACCUACUCGCCGUCAUCUCGCAGGGCGUCGAUUUCGCCCACCUAUUCGGCGAUGGAGGACGACGACCUCCUGAUGGAGAUACUCGUGCGGCUCCCCCCGCGACCUUCCUCCCUCCCCCGCGUCUCCUCUGUCUGCAAGCGCUGGCGACGCAUCGUCUCCGACCCCCAAUUCCUCCGCCGCUUCUGCGCCCACCACCGGGAACCCCCCAUCGUCGGCGUGUUCUUCAACUCCAGCUUCAUUGAAACCCCCUUCAGGUCGACUCUCAAUCCGCCGGACCUCAUCCCGCCCGAGCUCUUCUCCCCGCGCCUCGACGACAUCUGGUCCGUCCACAGCUGCCGCCACGGCCGCGUCCUCUUCACCAGCAGCGCCCGUACCGGCAGGGGCUGCCGCCAGGUCCUAGUGUGGGAUCCCGUCGCAGGCGACCGCCGCUGCAUAGGCAGUCCAACGCAGCUGGGUGGUCACGACUGGAGCGAGUCCCGUGUGCAAGCGGAUGUGCUCUGUGCUGCCGGCGACAAGGGCCACGUGCAUGGUGCCUGCCAUUCGAGCCCCUUCAAGGUGGUCUUGGCGUGCGUCAGCAAGGGCGUCGCACGAGCUUGUGUCUACUCCUCGGAGAUGGGAGCCUGGGCCGAGCUCAUCUCAACCUUGGUUCCAUUUGAUAUGUCUCCUUCUCUUGGCAGUAGAAGCAUCCUGCUUGGGAAUUCACUGUGCUGGUUCAUUUUUGGCCCUCAGGUGGAUAUCCUUGAGCUUAAUCUUGACAGACAGAGCCUAGCCGUGAUCGAGGUGCCACCACAUGCCUACGCCAACCAUCAGGGACUUUAUUUGAGUACUCUGGGUGGCGCGCUUGGUUUCAUCGUCAUGUCGGAAUCCUACAAAGCACAACUAUGGGAGAGGACGACUGAUUUUGACGGUGUUGCUGGGUGGAUGCCGGGACAGACUAUCGAGUUGCGCAGGCUUCUCCCUCUGAAAUCAGGGGAGUGGAUCAAAAGAGUAAUGUUUAUUGCUGGGGAUGAAUCUGAUAAUGUGGCAUUUCUGUCAACAUCUAGGGGCAUCUUCAUGGUCCAUCUCGAGUCAUUGCAGUUUGAGGAGAUCUUUAAAAGCAACCCUGAUAAUCGGCUGUCCACUAUCUAUCCAUAUCCAUUCAAAAGUUUCUUUGCUGCUGCUGCUGCAGGACUGAGUAAUCUUGAUGAGCGGGGACAAGGUGAAGGUCGAGCAGGCGGCACAAUGCAUCAAUGAGAAUUCUGAUCUUUGCGGUUAAUUUAUAUGCGUUUAUGGAUUUCGGUUGUAUCCUUGAUGUUAUGAAGUUGUGC
Triticum dicoccoides is the source of this 1349-nucleotide messenger RNA. RefSeq names its product putative F-box/LRR-repeat/kelch-repeat protein At1g11620. The record is from RefSeq and is a predicted model, not a curated record. The transcript is spliced from 2 exons. Gene Ontology annotation, molecular function: protein binding. Lineage: Eukaryota; Viridiplantae; Streptophyta; Magnoliopsida; Poales; Poaceae. The coding region runs from base 1 to 1275 and encodes 424 amino acids.